Molecule: messenger RNA, 864 nt
Organism: Pocillopora meandrina
Lineage: Eukaryota; Metazoa; Cnidaria; Anthozoa; Scleractinia; Pocilloporidae
Source: the annotation of a GenBank genome assembly
AUGUUUAAAACUAUAACAGGGCUUAUACGUCUGAAACCAGGAGUUGUGCCUUCGCAGUUUCAAUGGACAAAGUCCAGCCAAGACCGCCCACAAAAUAAACUACAAGAGUUAAAAACUAUGGCAGAACAGCAAGAACAAGAGGAGCGACGACAAUCUUUUGUCGAUUCAUUCCAGCAGGAUGUCAAAAUGGAGGAAGGGGAGACUGGAUCAGGAGGCCAGGGAGCCAGUGCUAGUGAUGAGCAAAUGGAAGAAAUGGCUACGGACGAACCGGAAAACGAAAACAUAGAACCCGCCGAAUUGAGUGCAGUGGAACAAAUUGAAAUCCUUAAAGCACAAAUCAGUGAUUUAGAGCAACAGGUGGAAGAUCUAAAAGGGACCAGGUUUGGAGCUGAAAACAUUUCCAAAGAUUCUGAAUUGCUGACAUUUUACACAGGCUUUGUAUCAAAGGAACGAUUUGAUAGCUUUUAUAGCUGGGUUGAACCUUAUGCUAAAACCAUGAUAAAAUGGUCCCAGAUUCAGCGUGAACGAGGCAAAGAAAACUACAAGCGGAGGCGCAGCAGUGGCAAUUUUGCAUUGUCACUCUAUGACCAACUGUUUUUAUUUAUGAUCAGACUAAGGUUGGGAUUGCUCGAGACAGACUUAGGAGUAAGAUUCAAUAUUAGCACAAGUACUGUCAGCAGAAUCAUUUUAACUUGGGCAAAUUUUCUGUAUACAAUGCUUGGCCAAGUGCCAAUUUGGUCCACAACUGCUCAGAUAAAAAAUAGUAUGCCUCAGUGCUUCAAAACCACAUACCCUAAAACAAGGGUUAUCCUAGACUGCACUGAGAUCAAAGUCCAAAGGCCUAGCUCUAAGGUUCUGAACUGA